AAGGAUGUAAAUUAUGUUAUCAAUCGAUGAUGUGUUUCUCUUACAUAUUUGUGGUGACCAGAUUUCCGUUACAAACUGUAUAAAUAGUGGCUAUCUAACAGGUUAGAAAUCACCACAGCUUCCUAGAACCUUCAACCACCAGCUGAUAUCCUCUCCUGAUCUACCAGAUCAUCCUCAAGAUGAACACCUACAUCUGUCUUGCCGUUUGUCUUGUUGCCGCCGUCAGUGCUGCAGGGUAUGGAGGCGGUGCCGGAAGUAUGGGCGGUACUGGAAUGGGAGGAGGAAUGAACGGAGGCGGAGCCGGAGGUAUGGGCGGAGGAAUGAACGGAGGCGGAGCCGGAGGUAUGGGCGGAGGAAUGGGCGGGGGUAAAGGUGGAUUCGGAGGAAUGGGUGGAUUCGGAGGAAUGGGCGGCGGAAUGGGAGGCCAGGGUGGCUUCGGAGGAAUGGGAGGAGGAAAAGGUGGCUUCGGAGGAAUGGGAGGUGGAAUGGGAGGCCAAGGAGGAUUCGGAGGAAUGAACGGCGGAGGAAUGAACGGCGGUGGAAUGAACGGCGGUGGAAUGGGAGGCCAGGGUGGCUUCGGAGGAAUGGGCGGUGGAAAAGGUGGCUUCGGAGGAAUGGGCGGUGGUAAUGGAGGUUUUGGAGGAAUGGGCGGAGGAAUGGGCGGAGGAAUGGGCGGCCAAGGUGGAUUUGGAGGAAAAGGAUACUAAAUCUCCGGCUGAUUCUGCUUUCUCCAAAUGACAUGUAUAUGUUACACUACUAUUAAAAAUUGACUAUUGCAUUCAA
Molecule: messenger RNA, 783 nt
Organism: Pecten maximus
Lineage: Eukaryota; Metazoa; Mollusca; Bivalvia; Pectinida; Pectinidae
Product: glycine-rich cell wall structural protein 1-like
Exons: 4
Coding region: 180-707 (175 amino acids)
Source: RefSeq, a predicted model, not a curated record